Oppiella nova is the source of this 228-nucleotide messenger RNA. Lineage: Eukaryota; Metazoa; Arthropoda; Arachnida; Sarcoptiformes; Oppiidae. The record is from the annotation of a GenBank genome assembly.
AUGGCUAAUGCAUUUUUCUGGAAUAGACUCAACAGGCAGAAUACUAUGCGCAUUUGUUUUAACUCACAAGUAGCUACAAUUCAGAGCACCUGUAUUGCAUGCAAUGCACUCACCUACGCACAAACUUGUCAAACAUGUACAGGACAGAUUGUUCAGGUGCGUUUUAACUCGCAAAUACCUAAUGUCCCGUCUCUACAAUGCACCGGUCAGUCUAUUUUAGAAAUAUAA